AUGUCCAGUGGAAUCUGCGCAAAGUGUGCGAAGCCGUUCGCAGCUGGCUCGAUCUUGAACGCCCUCGACAAGCGAUGGCAUCCGGAGUGCUUCGUGUGUGCUGGCUGCAAACACCAGCUCGCCAACCAGUCCUUCCACUGCAAAGACGAGGUGCCGUAUUGCGUCAACUGCUGGAAGGAGAAGUUCCAGCCACGGUGCACGAGUUGUGGGAUCAUCAUCGAUCCGUCGGAGCAGUUUGUCUUGUACGAAGAAAAGGCCUACCACAAGGGGUGUUUCAAGUGCGCACAAUGUCAGGCCCCCUUGAACGGCAAGCAGUUCUGCAUCGUCAACGGCCAGUACCUGUGCCCAGAACACGUUCAGUAA
Molecule: messenger RNA, 363 nt
Organism: Mesocestoides corti
Lineage: Eukaryota; Metazoa; Platyhelminthes; Cestoda; Cyclophyllidea; Mesocestoididae
Source: the annotation of a GenBank genome assembly